Microdochium trichocladiopsis is the source of this 678-nucleotide messenger RNA. RefSeq lists its product as uncharacterized. Gene Ontology annotation, cellular component: nucleus. NCBI's taxonomy places the organism in Eukaryota, Fungi, Ascomycota, Sordariomycetes, Xylariales, Microdochiaceae. The transcript is spliced from 3 exons. The coding region runs from base 1 to 678 and encodes 225 amino acids. The record is from RefSeq and is a predicted model, not a curated record.
AUGGACACGCUUCAGGCUCCGGCUUGCCAGGGUGACGGGGAGCUGGCCCCGAGCAGCAGCCAAGACAUUCCGUCAUGCCAGGGCUGUCGACUCCGCAAGCUGCGGUGCUCGCGUGUCCCAUGUGUGUACGAACUCAAGAAGAACAAGCCGGGGCUCAAGCUUGGUGCUGUAGAGGCCCUCAAUCGACGGAUGGAGGCUCUCGAGCAUGCCGUUCUUGAACUAUCUCGAAACCAGUGCAAUGGCUCACAUGCUGCCGAGGCAGCCAGGUCACCGUCCGCACCAUUACCCCAGCAUCGCGUACGCACCACUGUAACUGCUUCCGCACAGCACGCGCAGCCGCCAGCCCUGGCCUCGCCCCGGAGAGACCUCGACCAUGCCGUCGUUUCAGAUGAAGCGGAACCUGGCAUAGAUCGGACGCGGAAACGCCGAAAGCUCGAUAGUUGUGGCAACAUAGCGAUAGAUGUAUUCUGCCCACUCGAGCAGUUGAACAAUGGCGUAUCGUCGUUGCCACAACCAAGAGUGAUGGAGAGCAUCAUCACGACAUACUUUAGCCUGAUCCAGCCCUGGAUCCCAAUUUUGCACGAGACCCGAUUCCGCGCACAGCUGCACGACACAAAAAGGCAGCACGCACUAAUUAACAUCCUCCACGCCAUGGUUGUCGCCACGGGCGAGAAGUAG